AGCACCUCCCCAUGGGAGCCAUUCCGCACAAGGCUUGAUUUCGAGGUCGCAGAGAUCACGCUUGCUGCAUCGAUGACGAAAGAUCAAACCAAUCGACUUUUUGAGCUCAUGCGCCGCGCUGUGAGCGCUCAAGAAGAUUUCACCUUGCAGAGUCACGAUGAAGUUCGUACUUUGUGGAAAA
Messenger RNA from Suillus clintonianus, 181 nucleotides. RefSeq lists its product as uncharacterized. The transcript has a single exon. Lineage: Eukaryota; Fungi; Basidiomycota; Agaricomycetes; Boletales; Suillaceae. The record is from RefSeq and is a predicted model, not a curated record. The annotation marks the transcript as partial.